Guillardia theta CCMP2712 is the source of this 2250-nucleotide messenger RNA. RefSeq lists its product as hypothetical. Bases 1 to 2250 code for a protein of 749 amino acids. Gene Ontology annotation, biological process: monoatomic ion transport. Lineage: Eukaryota; Cryptophyceae; Pyrenomonadales; Geminigeraceae. The record is from RefSeq and is a predicted model, not a curated record. The transcript is spliced from 6 exons.
AUGGCGAGGCGCUUGGCGCUUGUCAUGGCAGGGAUGGCGAUGGCGAGCGCCAACCUGAGAGGAGGAGGAGGAGGAGGAGGAGGAUGCAGGCUUCGAGGAGGACUGCAAGCUGAGGAGCCGAAGGGAGCGCUGCCGCUGCCAUCGAAGCUGAACAGGAGAGAGAGCUCUGGCCUUUGGGCUUCGCCAUGGGGCACAAAGGGGCAGGGUACGGAGGACGAUCGCAGCUUGAGAGGCACAUGGACGAGCAUGCGGAAGAGGAUGGCGUACCUGGAGUACCGCUUCUCCAACAUCGUCGUCUCCUCCAACACGGUCAAGGCAGCGUUCAUCUUCAGCAUCUCCCUCGUCCUCGUCGUCGUUGGCGGACUCAUCCUGCGGUGUGUGGGGAACGUCGGCUCCUGGAGGAAUGCGCUCUUCAAGGCCUACGCCCUUCUCAACAACGCUCCUGGCAUCGACGCGGUUUCCGAGGAGUCCACGGGGUACCUGGUAGCUGCCAACGUGCUGUUCGUGUCCGGUAUUUUCACCUUCGCCGUCAUCCUCGGACUCGUCACUUCCUCCAUCGAGAUGUCAGUGCAGAACAUCCUUGAGGGGAACUACAGGAUCGUCGAGGCCGGCCACACCCUCCUCCUCAACUGGAACAGCAGAACGACCCCCCUUCUCCGGCAGCUGGCAGAGGCCGUGAAGGACGGGUACUCCGCCCUCCCCAUCGUCAUCCUUGCGCAGAUGGACGGGAAGGAGAUGCGGCAGAGGAUCCAGGAGAGCCUGAGAGACGUCUACCUCCCUAUCAGCGUCAGAGCAGGCAACCCGUGCUCCCUCAACGAGCUGCAGGACGUCUGCGCCGGGGAGGCCAGCCACGUCCUGCUCCAGUACCCUGAAGGAGAGGAGGACGAGGAGAAGGUCCUGUCGACGCAGGUCGCAUGCGUGAGGACACUGCAGGAGAAGCAUCAGCCCAUGAAGAGCAUGGGAUACAAGCUCCACGACCUGCACGGCGUCAUGGUCUCGUCCUCCCGGCUGGAGCUCGCCCCCGAGCUCGGGUUCGUCCCCGUCCUCCGCAACGGGUUCACACAGCAGGUGAUACGAGCAUGCAUGACGCUGCAGGGCAUCACCGACGUGUACGAGGACAUCCUGCAUGCGGGAGAGGGGAGCCAGAUGUACGUUCUCUCCUCCUCCACCUGGUCAUGGCUGGAGGGGAGGACGUUCGGGGAGGCCAGGCGGCUCUUUCCUUCAGCGGUGCUGCUGGGAUGGAUAGAGGACGGGAGCAAGAGGAUUCAGCUGAUACCCGACGGAGAAGAGACAGUUCCUGGCAGCAGCCUGCUCAUUCUGCUGUCCAGCGACCACAGCAUCCGGUGCAACAAGCAGGUGGUGGUGGGCAAGGAUGAGAUGGAAGGGAAGGGGAGGACGAAUGAGCAGGAGGAGCAGGACACCCAGAGGAAGGAGAGGGUAGUGAAGAAGCUUGAGAGGUGCUUCUCUUGCAUGAAGAAGAAGUUUGCCCUCCGCGUCCUCAUCCUCAACAUGGGGGAGGAGGAAAUGCUGCUGCAGAGCAUGGAGGAGAGUCUGGCGCCCGGCUCCUCCUUGGUCGUCCACUUCUCAUCCUCGGACAAGUCUGAGGGGCAGGAGAAGGCGAUCAGAGAGAUGGGACAGAGGAGGAACAUCUCGACCGAGCUGCUCUACGGUGGGUUCCUCACCAUGGAGAAGCUCAGGGAGGUGAGGGCUGCGGAGUGUGACGUCGUCAUCAGCCUCCCCUCCGCCUCCUCCAGCGCCGCCGACACCAACGAUGCUCAGCUAGUCGCCCUUGCCAAGAUGAUCGUCUCCUGCCGCAGGAGGAGCGCGCGGGAGGGCGUCGUCCUUCCCCUCAUGCACGUCAUCGCCUGCGUCGAGCAGCCGACGAGCGUGGAGCUGGUGGAGGAGGCGCUGAAGCAGCAGGGGAUCUCCUUGGAGUGGCUAAUGCCCAACGAGCUCGAAGCUGGAGCGCUCGUCCAGAUCCUGCGGAGCCCGUACCUCUCUUACGUGUAUGACGACAUUCUCCGUGCUUCCACCGCGCAGCUCACCCUGCUCUCCCCUCACGCGAUCCUCCCCCACGACGAGGAGGUUGAGUUCGCUUUCCUCUCCGAUUGCUUCUUGGAGAGGAGCGCAAUUGCUCUCGGUGUGCGAUGGUCGGACGGAAAGGUGGAGUUGAGUCCUGACAGGAGGAAACUCUUCAAGUUUGGCAAGAAAGACAAGAUAGUCGUGCUGCAGCAGGUGAAGGGCAGCUGA